Molecule: messenger RNA, 1522 nt
Organism: Blepharisma stoltei
Lineage: Eukaryota; Ciliophora; Heterotrichea; Heterotrichida; Blepharismidae
Source: the annotation of a GenBank genome assembly
AUGGGAAAUAGCGAGCAUUCAUAUAUAAGCGGAAGAGAAUCUCUCUACACUGAUUCGACAUGUGUAUCUCCACAUCCAGUUUUUCUUGAUUUUUCUUUAGAGCCUCAACAAUUCAUAUCAGGCCCAAUUCCAAAACCACAAGUUAUAAGCCUGCUUAAUAGCACAAAAAGCUAUGCUUCUCUUAUAAUUUCUGAUCUUAGAGACGAUUUUUUGCAAACUACAACUGAAUUUUUAUCAAAGCAUAGGAGAAAUUCUAUAGAAGAGCUUCCCAUAAGGCUUCUCACUCCCCCCCUUUAAAUUGGAACAAAAUAUAGGUAAAAUUUCCACUUUUUUGGUAAAUUAAGCCCCCUUUAAAUUGGAACAAAAUAUAAUUUUAUAUUAAAAAAUUGUAUAUAUAAAAAUCAUAAUUUUUAUGUAAAAGGUUUUGAUAUAAGUUAAAUUUUCUUCUUAACUAAAAUUAAAAAUUUAGUUAUAUCUUGCUCUUGUUUAAAGAAUAGAGUAUAUAAAAACAUCUUAUUUAAAUAAAUUUAUUAUCUAUAAUUGCUAAACUUUUUAAAAAAAAUUAAAAUUUUUAUUUUUUUUCGAUAAAAAUGAUAUUUUUUAUUUCAAUAAUUUUGAUAGAAAAUUCAAUGCGAAUUCUUUACAAAAAAAUGAAAAUUUACUUAUCUCUUGCUAGAAUAGAGUAUAAAUAACAUCUUAUUUAAACAAAAAUUAGCAUUUUGAUCGAUAAAUUUUCGAAAAAUAUUGUUUUAUUUUUUUUUAUCAAUAAAAAUAAUAAUUUUUGUGUAAAUAGUUUUGAUACCAAUUAAUAGUGGCGUGUUAACUAAUAAUGAAAAUUUAGUUAUAUCUUGCUUUGCUUUAAAGGAUAAAGAGUAAAUAGGAUUUUAUUAGACAAAUUUAUUAAUCUAAUUCGAUAAAUUUUUGAAAUUUUUUGUUUUUAAAUUUUUAUUUAAUUUUUUUUCUUUUUAAAAAAUUUUAUAUUGAUUUUUUUCAUAAAAACAUUUUCUUAACCCUUUAAAUUGAAUAAAAUUUUUUGUUCCAAUUUAAAGGGGGGGGAGUCAGAGAAAUUAGCAAGGGCUUCCUUGAAAAUUUUCAAAAAAGACAGCAAGCCAUUGGAGAAAGUUUUCAAUUCAUAUUAGCCCAUCAAAGAAUAAGUGACGAAAUCCUUACAAAUUCAAUCCGAAAUCUUCAAGAAGACCAAGAUAUCAAGGUUAUUCUUGAUAAUAUGAAUAAUUUUGAGCCUUCAUCAGACAGAGAUAUCAGUCCUGAAGAACUCUUAUCCAUAAUGAGAUUCAAGGCACAAAGAAUGGAGAUUUUAAUAGAAAAAUUCAACUUUCUAAACAAAAAUGAGAGAUUAAUUGUCGUGUCAUUAGCUAUUGACUUUGCUGUAAAUAAAAAGUUCGGGUUAAGUGAAAAUGAAAUAAAUUAUGCAAUUUUGCAUUGCAUCAUUCCGAGUCAUGGUACAUUAUUUGAAGAGUUUCAAAAAGUCAACAAAAAAAUUAAUAGCCUUUGCAGAUUAUAA